AUGGAGUACGGUUUCAAAGCGCCUCCCGAGCCAAAGCAUGUCGACCGCAAGCUGCUCUACACAAGCUUGGAAGAGCGAAUCAAGUACCUGCAUGCCUUCCUCGACUUUAACUCCAGCGACGUCGAAGCGCUGGUCAGCGGCACAAAAUACAUCAAGCAAUUGAUCCCAGCAGUAGUCAACCUGGUAUAUAAGAAACUUCUCGAGUGCGACAUCACAUCACGCGCCUUCCACACCCGAAACACAGUUGACGAGACCGAGCCCGAAGAAGACUAUCUCGACGAAGACGCGCCCCAAAUCAAGCGGCGCAAAAUGUUCCUUCGGUGGUACCUCACACGCCUCUGCCAAGAUCCAACGACAAUGGAUUUCUGGCGAUACCUGAACAAGGUCGGCAUGAUGCACAGCGGUCAAGUCCGCCGAUCUCCCUUGAACAUCGAAUACAUCCACCUCGGCGCCUGCAUGGGCUACAUCCAAGACAUCUGGAUCGAGGCGAUGAUGUCGCACCCGCACCUCUCGCUCCGUCGCAAGAUCGCCCUCGUGCGCGCCGUGAACAAGAUCCUCUGGAUCCAAAAUGAUCUCUUUGCUCGCUACCACUGUAGCGAUGGGGAGGAGUUUGCGGAUGAAAUGUCUGUGAUGAGUUUCGAUGAUCAGGAGGGAUACCUCGGUGACAAACGCAUUCUUGGCAGUAGCUCCAAUAGCUCUGUUGACGAUGACCGGUCUAGUAUCUCUAGUGGGGUGGCGCCUUCCACUCAUAGUGUGGCCCCCUCUACGAAGACUAGUACCUCGGUGGCGGCGUCUGCUUCCAAGACUUCGGUGUGUCCUUUUGCGGAUAUGGCCAAGCCGUCGUCGACUGAGACAAAGAUUUGGGCGAAUUGA
Molecule: messenger RNA, 873 nt
Organism: Penicillium arizonense
Lineage: Eukaryota; Fungi; Ascomycota; Eurotiomycetes; Eurotiales; Aspergillaceae
Product: protoglobin family protein
Exons: 3
Coding region: 1-873 (290 amino acids)
Molecular function (GO): heme binding; oxygen binding
Source: RefSeq, a predicted model, not a curated record